This is a messenger RNA of Drosophila takahashii, 1521 nucleotides long. RefSeq names its product phospholipase A2 inhibitor beta. The record is from RefSeq and is a predicted model, not a curated record. Gene Ontology annotation, molecular function: protein binding. Lineage: Eukaryota; Metazoa; Arthropoda; Insecta; Diptera; Drosophilidae.
CGAUCAGUCUGCUCGGAAGUUUAGCCUCAGGAUGUGGUUGCUACUGCCUUUGCUGGCCUUAAUUUCGCCCUCGUGGCAGGAGAAUGCCACAGUGAUCAACAAUAGUUAUGUGACCAAGGCAGGCUGCGAGGCCCUGGUCAAGGAGCCGAAUCUCUGCGAGUGCCAGGAUCAGGAGAUCAAGUGCGAAAACCUCCAGUUGCACAGUGAUAAUCAGCAGCUAUAUGGUAUUGGAUGCAGCAUCUUCGAUGCCAGAGGAUACGGGUAUAUUCCGCCUCUUCAAGUGGGCAACAUUGGAUCCCUGAUCGUACAGAACUGCGCCAUACCAAAUGCCCAGAGUAUCAAGUACCUUCUCAGCAAACUGGGUGUUAGCAACUACACCGAACUGGAGAUCUUCAACUAUUUCGAUCCCAAGAAAACCGAUCGCGGAGAGGUUCUGCAGCAGCAUUACACAGAUCAUGAGGGUCUUAAAAAAAUCUCUAUCAUUGGCUUCAAGUCCACGUUGCCGGAGAAUUUUCUGGAAAACCUGCCGGCCCUCAAACAACUCUCUCUAAAAGGAAGCAGCGAUUUGCCCGGCACAAUUCUGCAUAAUCUAAAGAACCUAACACAUCUGGAAAUUGUGGUCAAAAAUCUGGGCAAAGUAUCCGGGGAUAUAUUCGCCAAGCAGUCGAAACUAAAGCACCUGAUGAUCGAUUGCGACGCCAAGAAUAGCAGUGUGGAAAUGUCUGCCUUUGGACCGCAGGAACUUUGGCACAUGACCGAUCUUCAGUCGAUCGAGCUGUUCAACUGCGGCGACAAUGUGCCCACCGAGUUGUUCUGGAUGUCCGAACAGUUGGCCUACAUUGGUAUCAGAAGUAACAUCAGUUACCUAAGCAAGGACUUCUUCAAGGUGCAGAAGAAACUACUCACCCUGAGAUUGGAGAGGAACAAUAUUGCCCGGCUGCCCGAUCAGCUGUUUCGUAACACUCCACUGCUUUUGGAAAUACACUUGGCAUUCAACAACUUGGAUCGCAUUCAGAGCGGUCUCUUUGACAAGUUAAAGAACCUACAGGUGCUGAAUUUGGAGCACAAUCCGAUAACCACAAUCGCCCUAAAUGCCUUCACCCCCAUACCAACUGCCCAUAUUUACGUGGGCAAACUCUUUAAGGCGGCCAAAAAUAAUGCCGACUGGGCUCGAUCCACAAAUGCCACCAUCUGCGAGGAGGAGUAUAUCUACGGGGUGUGCAUCUACUGCAAGCGAGAUGAGUAUCUGGACCAUUUCGCCGACUCGGAGAACUGCAACAAGCCGACUCCGAAGGCCAAGGAUGUGCUGGCCAAAAAGGCCUACGAGAAUAAACUGAAGGCCAUGCCCACACACUCUUGGAAAAAGGCGAAGGAAUAUCCCGAGAAGGAAGAACAACUCUAGGGGCUCCGAACGCUUCACUGGGAUUUUACGCAUCAGUACUAACUAGUAUGUGGAUUUAUGAAUGGUUUAUAUCUACAACUAUAAUGAGAUUAAAAUAAACUGAAAUUAGAGUAAGCAAA